Messenger RNA from Fusarium proliferatum ET1, 588 nucleotides. RefSeq lists its product as uncharacterized. The record is from RefSeq and is a predicted model, not a curated record. Bases 1 to 588 code for a protein of 195 amino acids. The transcript has a single exon. NCBI's taxonomy places the organism in Eukaryota, Fungi, Ascomycota, Sordariomycetes, Hypocreales, Nectriaceae.
AUGACACAUUCCGUUGAUUUCGACAACCCAGGCAAGACUGUCCUCAAGCCAGUAAAAUUAGCACACGUGGUACUUCGUACCAACAACUUCCUCCGUCUCUCAUCCUACUAUCAGACCUUUCUCCAAGCCCAAAUCAAUUUUGAAAAUGAUUUCAUGCAUCUCCUUACCUACGAUGAUGAACAUCACCGCAUUGGUAUAGUCAACAUGGACAUCGCCAACAAAGACCCAAAGACAUGCGGUCUUGAGCACAUCGCCUUCUCCUACUCAUCCCUCACCGACCUCGCCAUGUCCUAUCUUCAGCGGAAGGAAAAUGGUAUUGAGCCAUUUUGGUGCAUCAAUCAUGGCCCUACUACCAGUGUGUACUAUCAUGAUCCUGAUGGGAAUACGCUUGAGUUGCAGGUUGAGAAUUUUGAUACGUUGGAGGAAGCGGCGGAGUAUAUGAAGUCAGAGGCCUAUUUGACGAAUCCGCUGGGUGUAGAUUUUGAUAUGAUGGAUUUGAUCAAGAGGAUUAGAAGCGGGGAGAGUGAGAAGAGUCUGAAAGCGAGGCCGGCGAGCGGGCCACGAAGCUUAGAUACUGUCCCAGCUUAG